AUGUGGAAUAUGUCAUUCAUUAUGGUCCACCACAUUCUGUCACUGAAAUGAUACAACAAUCUGGUAGAGCUGGUCGCAGUGGCCAACAGGCAUUUAGUAUUGUGUAGACCACAAAUCAACAGUUGUCACAGUGUGACAGAUGUCAAAGAUGUCAUGAAAACUGAAAGUUGCAUGAGAAUUGCACUUUAUCAACACUUCCAAGAAGACCCAACUUUCCAAGAUCCGGGACAUUUAUGUUGCACUGUGUGCAGGGAAAAAUGCAAGUGUACUGGUGAUGGCUGUGCCCUGGGUGAAGUUUACCACUUAUCAGCCCCUCAAGACACAAAACAAUCUUCGAGUCCUUCAACAAGGAAACUGAGUGCAGUUGAUAAAGAAGGCUUGCAUCUGGUUCUGAAUAACCUGCGA
Molecule: messenger RNA, 405 nt
Organism: Porites lobata
Lineage: Eukaryota; Metazoa; Cnidaria; Anthozoa; Scleractinia; Poritidae
Source: the annotation of a GenBank genome assembly